Dipodomys spectabilis (banner-tailed kangaroo rat) is the source of this 3647-nucleotide messenger RNA. RefSeq names its product RIO kinase 1 (gene Riok1). Bases 193 to 1905 code for a protein of 570 amino acids. The record is from RefSeq and is a predicted model, not a curated record. Gene Ontology annotation, biological process: maturation of SSU-rRNA. NCBI's taxonomy places the organism in Eukaryota, Metazoa, Chordata, Mammalia, Rodentia, Heteromyidae. Gene Ontology annotation, cellular component: cytosol; preribosome, small subunit precursor. Gene Ontology annotation, molecular function: protein serine/threonine kinase activity; ATP binding. The transcript is spliced from 17 exons.
UUCCGGUCCGCGGGGCGCGCAGGCGGCGCGAGUUGUCGGUGCAGGUGUCUCUCCGCACGUGGACCGCGCUGUGAGCGUGGGGCCGGCUCGGAGCGGCUUACCCACGUCGCUGUAGGUAACACCGUCUCAGUGCCAUUCCUGUCCCAGGGCAGAGGCCGGCCUCCGGCAGCAGUGCAAGAAGCGCCUUCGGCCAUGGACUACCGGCGGCUGCUGAUGAGCCAGGUGGUGCCCGGGCAGUUCGACGACGCGGAGUCCUCUGACAGUGAGAACAUUGAGUUGAAGACAAUCAAAGUGGAAGAUGGCAGUCUGUUUGGAAACCUCCAAAAUCAUGUGAUGGAGAAGGGUGAAGGUGAGAUAGAAGAUGAGAAGGAGGAAGAAGAGGACUACUAUGAUGAUGACAGUGACUGGGAUUGGGAUGAUGGAGUUGGAAAACUCACCAAAGGUUAUUCCUGGAAUGGAGGGAGUAACCCACAGGCUAAUCGACAGGCUUCCAACUGCAAUUCAGCCAGAAUGUCUACUCCAACUGAUAAGGUCUUAAGGAAAUUUGAAAAUAAAAUUAAUCUAGAUAAGCUAAAUGUUACUGAUUCUGUCAUAAAUAAAGUCACGGAAAAAUCUAGACAAAAAGAAGCAGAUAUGUAUCGCAUUAAGGAUAAAGCUGAUCGAGCAACUGUAGAGCAGGUUUUGGACCCCAGAACAAGAAUGAUUUUAUUUAAGAUGUUGACCCGAGGAAUCAUAACAGAAAUAAAUGGAUGUAUUAGCACAGGAAAAGAAGCUAAUGUAUACCAUGCUAGCACAGCAGAUGGAGAGAGCAGAGCAAUCAAAAUUUAUAAAACUUCAAUUCUGGUGUUUAAAGAUCGGGAUAAGUACGUUAGUGGGGAAUUCAGAUUUCGUCACGGCUAUUGUAAAGGAAAUCCUCGAAAAAUGGUGAAAACUUGGGCCGAAAAGGAAAUGAGGAACUUAAUCAGGCUGAACACAGCAGAGAUACCAUGUCCAAAGCCAAUAAUGCUAAGAAGUCAUGUUCUUGUCAUGGGGUUCAUUGGUAAAGGUGACAUGCCUGCACCACUAUUAAAAAACACUCAGUUAUCUGAAUCCAAGGCCCGAGAGUUAUAUCUGCAAGUCAUUCAGUACAUGAGAAAAAUGUAUCAGGACGCCAGGCUUGUCCACGCAGACCUCAGUGAAUUUAACAUGCUGUAUCAUGGCGGAGAUGUGUAUAUCAUUGAUGUUUCUCAGUCUGUGGAACAUGACCACCCGCAUGCCUUAGAGUUUCUAAGAAAAGACUGUGCCAAUGUCAACGAUUUCUUUCUGAAGCACGCUGUGGCUGUCAUGACUAUGCGGGAGCUCUUUGAGUUUGUAACGGAUCCUUCCAUUACAGCUGAGAACAUAGAUGCUUACCUAGCCAAGGCCAUGGAAAUAGCGUCUCAAAGGACCAAAGAAGAAAGGUCUAACCAGGAUCAUGUGGAUGAAGAGGUAUUCAAGCGAGCUUAUAUUCCUAGAACCUUGAAUGAAGUAAAAAAUUAUGAGAGGGACAUGGACAUAAUGAUGAAACUGAAAGAAGAGGACAUGGCCAUGAAUGCUCAACAAGACAAUAUUUUAUACCAGACUGUCACCGGAUUAAAGAAAGAUUUGUCAGGAGUUCAGAAGGUCCCUGCACUCCUAGAAAGCCAAGUUGAGGAAAAGACUCAUUCUGAUUCAGAAGAUGCUGGAGACUCUGAGUGCUCUGACACAGACUCUGAAGAGCAGGGGGACCAUACUCACUGUAGAAAACAUACCACUGACCCUGACAUUGAUAAAAAGGAAAGAAAAAAAAUGGUCAAGGAAGCCCAGAGAGAGAAAAGAAAAAACAAGAUUCCUAAACAUGUGAAAAAAAGAAAAGAAAAGGCAUCCAAAACAAAAAAAGGCAAAUAGAAUGAGGGCUCCAAUCUGUUCGAUCCUCUACCAGCUACCUUUCCUACCUGAGCUUGGAGCUGCAUGAAGCUGGAAGGUAGCAUCUUCACUUUAACAAAUUUUUGUCAUGAACCAUCUAUGGAGAUUGAUUCAGAUGUCCAGCUCUAAUAGUCACUGGAGUGGUGAUGACAGAAGAUUUAUUUAUGGUAUUAAUGAAGAACUUUUUACAUUUUAACUUUUAUAUUUUUCUCCUGCAAAUACAUUUUUAGACUCAUGUAAAUAUUUAAAUGUGAUGGACAUCUGUAACUUUUAUGUAAAUGUAAAGACAAUUUGGACAAACGUGGAGAAUUCACUUUGCUUUCUUUGUACAUGCCAGAGUCACUUCUGACAUACAAAUCACUGGGUAUAAUAAGUUAUCUCAGCUCUGUUUUUGCACAUCUGUGGUCAUUUGUCACCAUUAGCAUUCUUGGAACUGUGGCUUCUCAGUUCACCUCUCACAGUUAAUUAUUUGUCAUGUUCAUCCAUUACUCAGAUAUUUGAGUAUAUUAAAUGCUGGAGAUAUAUCAGUGAACAAAAUAGACAAAAAUUGCUCUAUUUUAAUAGUUCACUUUUUAAUAGGAAGAUAAACAAUUUUUAUCAGGAGGCAAUAAAUUCUAUGGAAGGAAAGUAACACUGAGAAGGGAGAAUGCCCAGGGAAGUAGGAGUUUGCAGUGUAAAGUAGAUUUCUUAGAAAGGCCAUACUGAGAGAUGAUAUUUAAACACAUAAAGAAACCGAGUCAUGAUAGGCUUCAUGGCACAUGCCUGUAAUCCCACACUCAGGAGACAGAGGCAGGAGGGUUGUGAGUUCCAAACCAAGUCUAGUCUUGACUACAUAAGCCAGCCUGCACUACAUAGUGAAACCCUGUCUCAAAAAACAAGCCAAUAAAAAGCUGAGUUAUGUGCAUGUCAAGAAGGAAGAACAUUUCAGGCUCAGUGAACAGUCAUGGAAAAGCCCUGAGGCAGAAUUACUCUAGAAAUGGCGCUAAAGCAUUAGAAUCAAGCAAUGAAAUCGGCUAUUGUAAGGCUGUUGGAGAGUUGUGAGCAAAGGAAUGAUGGGACCUGACUUUUGUCUUGAAAGGAUCCCUAUAGCCUCUGGAGGAUUGACCAGAGUCUGGGCGAAUUGAAUUGUGCAUGCUUGGCAUAACCCAAGUGAGAGAUGCUGAUGGCUUGCCCGAGGAUGGUAGCGGAGGAAGUGGAGAGAAGAGGCUGGGCAUGCUAAGGCAUCUGACUUUUCUAUCAUUUUGUAGGUUUGUUCUCUCAUCUCCAAAUAACAUACAUGUUUGUGAAGGUUUUCUAUGUGAAUUUUGGGUAAUUUCUUUGAAGUACAGAAUCACAGCUAUUUCCUAUGAAACCUGUCCUCAUUCUGCCUUCUGUAAAGCACUUUUGGGCAACAGAGCUGUAAUUACUCAGCUUGGUGCUUCAUCACUUGAGUUGGUCUGUGAGGAGAUAGUACGGCAGCUUUUUGCCUGGUCAAAUGUGAGUCCUUGCUGUUUUUCCGAUAGCAAAUUUGCUUUGCUUUAUCUGCAUUUUAUUCAAGAUGGACUUAAGCUAUUGAAACACUCUAUAUUGUGACACUAAGAGUACUUUGAGAAGAUUCCACUCUCCUCCCCUUUCAUGAAUGCACUGUAAUUCUGUAGUAGGAGCUCAUUUCUUGGCUACCUGUGCUAUGGUUGGUAUCUCAUUAACCAGAUUCAAGAGGUGAAGAGACAAAAGAUUCUUCCAGA